AUGAUCCGCUCGCGCACAUCCAGGCUUGCCGCCGCUGCCCUCUCCAGGAGGCGGUGGACGUGCCCGGCAUGCCUCUCCAAGCGCCAGUACUCCAAGCAGCCCGAGAAGCGCGAACCGCCCGAUCACCGGAAGCUGGGUAACCAGCAAGAGCUCUUCAUGACGUCCGUCUACAGCCCCGGCUCGCCCAUUUUCCUGCCAAACGGCGCUCGCAUAUUCAACCGGCUGGUGGACUUUUUGCGGAAGCAGUACGUGCGCUAUGGGUUUCAGGAGGUCAUCACGCCGACGAUAUAUAAGAAGUCGCUGUGGGCAAAGUCGGGGCAUCUGGAGAAUUAUGCGGAAGACAUGUAUUCUGUGACGGGCAACAAGAGGGCCUCGGAUUUGGGGUGUUGCGGGACGGAUCACGCCAAAGACGAAGCUGCGGUGGAAGAAGGCGACGACUAUGGGCUGAAACCAAUGAACUGUCCGGGCCACUGCCUCAUCUUUGCAUCUAAGCUGCAUAGUUACAGAGACCUGCCAGUCAGAUACGCCGACUUCAGUCCCCUCCACCGGAAUGAGAUAUCGGGUGCCCUGUCGGGACUGACGCGGGUGCGUCGCUUUCACCAAGAUGACGGCCACAUCUUCUGUAGACCGAGUCAGGUCGAGGGAGAGAUUAACAAGACUCUAGAUUUUGUCAAGACGGUAUAUAGCGUCCUGCGUCUUGGUGUCAGCUACCGCCUGGCGCUGUCCACAAGGCCAAAGGAUCAUUACAUUGGCGCGGAAGAGGAGUGGGCGCGCGCGGAAGACAGCCUGAAACGAGCGCUGGACGCUUCAGGCAUGGAAUGGACAAUAAACGAAGGCGAUGGCGCAUUUUACGGUCCCAAGAUCGAUAUUGUGCUCAAGGACUCUGAGGGUAAAGAACACCAGACGGCCACCAUUCAGCUGGACUUUCAGCUGCCUAAGCGAUUCGAGUUGGAGUAUCAGGCACCGGCGCCGGAGUACGAGGCCCGUGGUGAGACGACCGAUGACCCGGAGCUUCUUGCCCAGUACGGCCCUGUUCGGCCGGUCAUGAUUCACCGUGCAGUUUUGGGAUCUGUAGAGCGGCUGCUGGCGCUGCUGAUUGAGAAUUAUGACGGGAAAUGGCCGUUUUGGCUGAACCCGAGACAGGCCAUCAUAUUGACAGUCAACACAUCAGACCCUGUUGUCGAGUGGGCUGACGAUGUGCGCAAUAUUCUCCUUGGCAACAAGAAGCUGCAGGCCGAUGGGUUGCCGGCUCUCGAGAGUCUCUCGGGGCAGACGGGCCUGGCUGUAGACAUGGACACGACGGCGAGACCCCUGGGGACCAAGAUCCGGGAGGCACACGCGAGUGGCUAUGGCCUCGUCUUGGUGGUGGGCGAGCAAGAUGCCAAGAAUCAACAGGUCAGCCUGGGCAAGGAAAGGUUGAGUCCGCUCGAGACGCGCGAUAGAAUGCUUCGCAUGGUAGAUACAUUUGAAUGA
This is a messenger RNA of Trichoderma aggressivum f. europaeum, 1473 nucleotides long. RefSeq lists its product as uncharacterized. Gene Ontology annotation, molecular function: ATP binding; threonine-tRNA ligase activity. Lineage: Eukaryota; Fungi; Ascomycota; Sordariomycetes; Hypocreales; Hypocreaceae. Gene Ontology annotation, cellular component: cytoplasm. The record is from RefSeq and is a predicted model, not a curated record. Bases 1 to 1473 code for a protein of 490 amino acids. The transcript has a single exon. Gene Ontology annotation, biological process: threonyl-tRNA aminoacylation.